Messenger RNA from Leptidea sinapis, 13612 nucleotides. It is a transcript of the gene chb, whose product is annotated as CLIP-associating protein. Bases 371 to 4792 code for a protein of 1473 amino acids. The record is from RefSeq and is a predicted model, not a curated record. The transcript is spliced from 38 exons. Gene Ontology annotation, molecular function: microtubule binding. Gene Ontology annotation, cellular component: cytoplasmic microtubule; mitotic spindle; spindle microtubule. NCBI's taxonomy places the organism in Eukaryota, Metazoa, Arthropoda, Insecta, Lepidoptera, Pieridae. Gene Ontology annotation, biological process: mitotic spindle assembly.
GCUGGGCAUGCGCGAGUACCUAUGUAAUAUUAUAUUCAUUUUGCCGUACUAUACUAUUUUCCAAGCAAAUUUUGUAACCGUGCUAUUUCAUUUUAUCAAAUUACAAAUUAUAUUAUUUGUUUACUAGUGUUCAGUGUGAUGUUUUGUUUUUAUACCCCAAAGUUGAAAAGCUUCUUACAGUGAUAGGUCUAUGUUUUUGCAAAGGUCAAAUAAUUAGAAGUGAUUGAGUGAGUGCAAAGUGGUAAUACACUAUCGAGUGUGUUGUGUAAAGUGUGUCAAUAAAUGUGAAAUGCUAGUUACAUGGAUUUGGACAUUUUGUGACAUGAACAAGGUUGUCUAUUUGGAUUUGAAGAAAUAAAUAAUAACCAAUAUGGCGCACUACCCCCAACCGUCGACCCUGGAGGAUGCGCUGCCACUCCUGGACCGUCCCGACCUGCGGCUCCGGCAGCAACUGGGGGAGAGGCUCGUGGCGCUGGUGCGUCGUGAGGAGAUCACCCAGGACAUUGCGGCGCAGCUCAUUGAUUCCCUGGUGGCUUGGCUCAACGGAGGGAACUUUAAGGUGGCGCAGAAUGCUCUGGAAGUACUGACAGCGCUGGCGGAGCAGAUGGGACCGGAGUUCUCCUACUACGUGCCGAACGUUCUACCGCAUAUUAUUGACAGAUUAGCGGACACUAAGGAGGGGGUUCGCAUAGCGGCGAGAACUUGUCUCUCGGCGCUCGGCGAGUGCAAGGCGGUUCCGCCGCGCGUUCUGCUCGCGCGUCUUUCACCUGCUCUACAGCAUAAGGGCGCUCAUACACGCGAAGAAGCGCUUAAAUGUAUAGCCGCACUAUUGCACACGCACGGCGCGACUGAACUUCAACUGCGCGGGUCCAUGCCGAACAUAGCUGCCCUCCUCGCAGAUCCCAACUCGGCAGUGAGGGACGCUGCCCAGCAGGUGCUAUUGGAUGUGUACAGACACGUUGGUGAAAGGUUGAGGUCAGAUCUGCGCAAGAAGGAGCUGAUACCGGCGCAGAAGAUGGCGCUGCUGGAACAAAAAUUUGAUGAAGCAAGAGAAGCUGGCCUACUGUUGCCUUCAGCACUGGCGGGCACAGACGAGGCAGAUUUCGUGAGUCGAGCCGUGAAGCGAACCAUGACGAUACCGACGUCGGCUCGCAGUCGCGAUGGAGACAGCGGCGCAUCUACGCCCGCAUGUGAGGUGCGACGAGGGGCCGCACUGUACUUGCAACCGUCCGCCAGCAGGAAGCCGCCGCCACCCACAAAGCUCAACAGCGCCUCCAGCGUGAGCAGUAGCGGCGGCGGAGGCGGAGCGGAAGCGGGGGCAGUGGGUGAGGGGGCUUUUGAGGCUGCAUUCGCGGCCGCUGCGCCCGCGCCUGUGUACGGCGCGCGCGGGCUGGAUGACGUGUACCGGCACGCCGCCGCCAUGUUGGGAGACAAGAGCGCCGACUGGGAGAAGCGGGUCGACGCGCUGAAAAAACUGCGGUCUCUCCUCAACGCUAACGUGCACACGCAGUACCCUGCGGAGUUCACGGCGCACCUCAAGGACCUCUCCGUACCCUUCCUCGUCGUCAUCAAGGAUUUAAGGAGCCAGGUGGUUCGCGAGGCGUGCAUCACCAUAGCUCACAUGGCGAAGGUGCUCGGGAACAAACUGGAGCAGUUCAGUUUGUACAUACUGCAGGAGUUGAUCAAUCUCAUACAAAACUCCGCCAAGGUGGUGUCGAGUGCGGCCACGGUAUGCGUGCGCUACCUGGUCGUGUACGUGCACUCGCCGCGACUGAUCCCCGUUCUACACACCAACCUGACCACCAACAAGUCCAAGGAAAUCCGCUCCACGCUCAGUGAAGUUCUAGUCCUGGUUCUGGAGAAGUGGUCGAGCGCUAGUCUCGAGAAGCAAAUUCCCUUAAUAGCGGACGCGAUUCGUCGCGCGUGCGGCGACGCGGAUAGUAACGCACGUACGUGCGGCAGGCGUGCAUACGCGUGCUUCAAGAGACACUUCCCUGCGGAGGCGGAGGCCCUGUUCAACCGGCUGGAGCCCGCGGCGCAGAAACAGAUUGACCGCGAGCGACUUGGCAGUGUGGACAGCGCGCUCGACAGAAGAAUGGUGACCAGCCCGAGGAGUCCAUCUGCAAGUGUCUCAGCGUCUACUGAGAACUUGUCGGUUGCCAAUCGGAGCAAUUCUCUGCGGAGGAGACGUGCCUCCCAGGAGCGUCCCCCGCUGUCACAGAUACCGGUCGCUAUGAGAGAUCGCAGCGGGGGCGUGGCGGCCAGGUCAGUGUCGGCGGUGGAUGCGAGCGCUGCGCAGCGGGCCCGUGCGCGCGCGAUGUACUCGCAGAUCGCGCGGAACAAGGUGGCCGCAGGCACGGCGAGCUUACCUCGCGCCAAGCGCUCCCCAGUCGCCGGUGGAGGGGUGCCGGUCAGCCCGGAGAAGACUGCCGGAAGAUCCAGGGCUAGACCUGGAGUGUCACAGUCACAACCGACAUCUCGCUCGUCUUCUCCGUCGUCUCGCAGCGGGCCCGUGUCGCUGACCAACACCAGGCGGCGACCUUCCGGUAUACCCAGGUCUUUGGCUGGCUCCAGAGAAACCAGCCCUACCAGGAGCAGUCGGUCUCACAGUGUGGUGGGUGGAGUGAGGCGCCGCGACUCGGUGGAGAAGACCACCAGACCUCCCGUGGCCAGCUUACGGCUGCUGCAGCAGAGCAGGGAGGCUGAGCUGAGGAGUCCAGAGGAAAGUUCCGGUUACGAGAACCGGCGUGAUGACGACUCGGAGGCGUCGAGCGUGUGCUCCGAACGAAGCUUCGACUCCUACCGGAGACAUGAUAGCCUGACGUGGUCGGGUCGGUUGGGCUGGGAGUCAUCUCCGCCGCCCCCGCCGCCGCCAGACGAGAUCAUCGCCCUGUGUGCGUGCAGCCACUGGACCGAGCGGAAGGACGGCCUGUCACACUUGGCCCGUUACCUGAACAGCGGUCGACUGCUCACGGAGGAGCAGCUCAAGCGGCUCACGGAGCUGAUCAACAAGAUGCUGAUGGACGCGCACACCAAGGUGUACUCGCUGCUGCUGGACGCGAUCAGCGAGCUGCUGCUGGUGCACUGGCAGCACUUGAAAGACUGGCUCUACCAGCUCAUGUUCCGGCUGCUCAUGAAGCUGGGCACUGACAUCCUGGGCUCGGUGCAGAGCAAGAUCAUGAAAACCUUGGAUGUCAUCCACGAGUGCUUCCCCGCUGAGCUGCAGCUCCAUAAUAUAUUCAGGUUCCUAGCGGAUGGCGCGACGGGUCCCACACCAAAGACGAAGGCGGCCGCUCUCCGGUUCCUGGCGGAUCUAGCUCAUGACUACUGCACCCCCAGCGGCUUGGCUGUCGCUCUACAAGAGAGCGGCAACACGGUCCCACUGCGCGCCAUCAGCAAGGUGUCGUCGUUCGCGAACGAACCCCGCAGCGGAGACGUGCGGGUGAAUGCUCGCCGAGCGCUCGCCUGUCUGUACGACUGCAAUCCUGUGGCCUUCACCGGAAUUAUGAAUGAACUCCCGGUGGAAACUCAGAACAUUGUAAACGGGGUCGUGCAGCAACAUGUCAGGAGAACUUCCAGCACAGGCAGCGAUAGUCCACUGCGGUCCAACGCUGCGCCGAGCGGCAUCAGCACCGCGGAGGACGUGUACUCCAGGAUCCGCAAGACCACCUCCGAGAUACACACCUACACGGCGCAACAUUCCAACGCGGAGUGCGGAAACCACACGUCGAGCAAGGACUCUGGCAUCAGCCAGAUGUCAGACGUGACGCUGUCCAACAAGGGCGCUAACGGAGUGCCCAACGGUCACUACAACAGUGAGGUGUUGGGUCGCGCUGCAUCUGCUGACUCUUCCGAAGACGCCAAUAGCACCAAGGAAUCAUCGCCGACCCCUCAUCACAGAGCCGACUAUCUCCACCCUCAUAGUGAGUACGCGUCUGGUCGGGAUAAGCUGAAGCCCUACGAUACGGACGAGAAUGGUCUCAUCAUCACCAGAUGCGGCCUCCGCGAAACGGAGGUCCUGAAGGAGCUGAGCGCUCUGGACGUUAAUACUGCGGCCCCGGACAAGUUCGAGCGACUCCUGCUGGCCACGCACGAGAUACUCAAGUACGGGGACGGCACUCGACCCGUCGACUACUUCAAGAUUAUCGUUCGCGUGGCCGUUGCUGCGCUCUCCAUGGACGAUAGUUCAGCCGACAAGGAAAACAGCGAUAAUGCCUCCGCCAUACACAACUCACAGUCAACCGGGUGGGGCAGCGUGCAAGAGCGGGCAGCGACGGAAGCCGUGCGCGUGCUGGUGUGGCUGUGCCGGCGCGAGGAGACGCGGCCGCUGUGGCGCGACUACUUCGACCUGAUCCUGCUGAAGCUGAUCAACGCGUACGGCAGCCCGGGCAAGGAGCUGGUGCGAGCCAUCGACGCGGGCAUGCCGCACAUCGCGCGAGCCAUGCCCGCCGCGCAGGUGCUAGCGCUGUUGAAGCCCAUGAUCCGAACUCGUGGCUACCCCACGGCAUUGUGUGCGCUCAAACUGGCCACGGAGGUCGCUCGCGCACGGCCCGGAGACCUCACCGACGACAUGGUCGGGCAACUCACGGAGGGUGUCGCGCAGCUGUCGGACCACCAGAACUCCAACGUUCGCAAGGCGGCCGUAUUCUGUCUGGUCGCUUUCACAUUCGCACUGGGUGAGGAACGGAUGCAGCCUCACCUCAAACAUCUCUCCGUCAGCAAGGCGAGGCUUCUACAGGUGUACAUAAGCAAGCAACGGGACGAAGCGAACAAAGGUGGAGGAGGCUCGUAGCGAAGACACAGGUUGACAUCGCGCGCCACGCAGACCGACUGAUCCAGUCUGAACAGCCACCAGUCUGACCAACUACCAGUCUGACCAACCCGCGGUUUGAUCUACCACCGGUUUGACCGCUCUUAUUGACUAAAUUCAAAAUCAAAGUACAUACAAUGUAUUUGACAUUUUUUCUUCGUUAAUUUUCGUCUAACCCCAGAAUGAAAUCCAUGAAGUGCUGGCGAGAUACAUAAAGUUUUAUACGAACAGUUAUAAUUAUUUAUAAUUUUUUUACUACUCAUGAUAACCACAAAAACCUUAACCAUGUUAGUAAUACGCAGUCGUGAACGUUACUUGGCUUAUUCAACUGUAUUCAACUUGAAUUUAAGUGACUUAGCCCCGAUUUCACUAAUGUCGCUUCAAACUGAGUUCAAUAUUACUCAGUUUUACGUGAACGAGUUCAAAUGCUAGACUUGACCUCGAUUGACACAAAGCGAUUUCACCAUUACCUAUUGAGCGCGUUGACGUAAACUGAGUUUACAUGUCAUAAACAAUAGAAUGUGUGAAAUACCUGUCAAACUGUCAUCGAUAAUUAUAAACAAAUCAAAUUGGUAAAUGUCAAUGUUUCUAUUACGGCAAUGACAGUGACAACUCUUGAACGCGAUCAAAUCGUUCUAAUCGCGUUCUACUUCAAUAGUGAAAUCGGGGACUAAUAAUAUUAUCUAUUUGAUAAAGUUUAAGUCGUAUUGUCGGUGCUCUUUUUAUUAUUUCUUGUUAAAAUUAUGACCUUAAUCAUAUUUUAAUUUAGAUACACAAAUCAUCAAACUGGCACAUUAAAAUGAUUGAAAAAUAAUAGAGUGAUUAAAACUAUGAGGAAAGGUAACUGUCAAAAUGCGUCCCAAUUAGGACGCUUUCGAGUAACACGAUGCAAGCGACAGUAACAUAUCUACUCCUAUUGAAUAAAUUAUAAUAUCAAUGAAAUGAUUUUUGUCAAUUUUACUAUUAGAAAAAAAGUCAGGUUUAACGUCACAUCCUACUAAUUCUGCAAUAAAAAUAACACUUUUGAUAUUAUAAAUUUCAAUUAAUUUAAUUAGCUACUAGUUUUCAUUGUAGCCCCUUAAGUUAAAUUUAAAUUCGAUAAUAUCUUAUCCGCCAGUGUGCUGUUCUUAAUACAAGAGACAAGCAAAAUACAAGUAAUAGAACAGUAGCAUAAACCAGCGGUCUUCUUGAAAUAUAUACCUCCGUCUGGGUGAAAUGUUAGGGUUGAUACAUACAAAAAGUCUGAUGACGCGGACGGCGCGGCGGUGUAGCUAAUUUAACUCGGACAGCGACUAGUCUCGGCGGUGUACGGAGUGGCACUCGUUAAUUUUGUCCUCCCAAGAUUGCUUACCGAGCGUAUAAAUCGCGUGUAUGUGUGCGUGCGUCGAUUUGGGCGCGUCAGUUAUAAAUUAAAAUACUGUUCUAUUACUGCAUUGUGACACAAGCUUGAUGUUUCGCUCAGUGUGUUUUAUCCUUCUUGUUAUCAACAGGUGCUCCAUCAUAGUUCACUUUUAAUUGGCUUCAUAUUGACAAUAUAAUGGGUCGGUGUUAACGUCUGUAAUGCGUGCGAUGUUGCAGAUACGUAUGAUUCUGUUUGCUGCUUUAGCAUUAGCAUGGGGUCGCGCGUUCGAUACUCAGUUUUUUGAUUGUCUUUUUUAUUUAAUGAACGUCUUCAAGACACAAGGAAUUCAUGUUAUAAAUAUAUCGUGUCUAAUAGAAUUUUUCCGUUUGUUUUGCCUUAUAUUUGAUCGGGGUUGCUCGGUUAUGCCGUUUAUGUGUGCGCUACGAUCAAAACUAUUGUUAUUCACAUAAAAAUGUAAUAUUUAUAUCAUGGGAUCAUUUUUCGUGAAUUUUAUUGCUCUACCAAAGAAUAUAUAAUAGUAUAGAAUAUAUAAGUACGGAAGUCUCACUCCGCAAAAUCAAUAAAAGAAAUAGGUGCGGUCAUACAAUAAGGUGUAAUUCAGAUCUCAUAGCGCUACUAACCUACAUUUUUAUUCACCUAGAAGUUGCCUCUCUUUCUAUCGCGUGACUCUUAUCUCUUCUGACGACAUUAGGGUUGACUUCUUUACCUAAAACUUUACCUAUCUAGUAUAAUGUUAUCUUACAAAAAAAAGCUCAGUUUUUUCUAUAAUAUAUAUAGGUAUGUAAUCGUAAUUUUAAAUCAAUAUUCUUUUGUUGUUUAAACUACAUUAGUUGCAGAUAGUAAUGUAUGCGUUAGAAGACCACGACAUAGUCAAACCUAAUAAAUAUAUAGGAAACAAAUAGGUAGCUAUCAUGUUAAAUUUAUUAGGACGUCGAUAAAGCGAUAUCUUUCAUGGAAUGUGUCAUGAUAUUAAAAUAAAACAUUCUAUCAAUUCAUCUAAAAACCGAGCCCCCUAUAUACAAGACCUUUAAUAAUAUAACAAUAAUAAACUUGUUGAAAGUUGCUACAGGGUGGAUUCAUAUUUUUUUAAUAAUUAUUCAAAUAGAAUCAUGCGUAUUUGCUUUAUAAAUUAACAACCAAUUAAUGGUUAGAUUUAGGAGUUUUGAUGUUAUUGGGUAGAUGACUUAUAUCGUAAGUGAUGUUUCAGCAGUAAAUCCGUAAUCGAAGAUAAAUUUUAUUGUAGUCCAGUACAAGUGCUGUCUUUUUUUAAACUUGUAAAUAUAAAUUGUAAAAAGUAUAGAUGCGUUUUUUAUAAAGUUUAAUAUCCACAAAGUAUUCCACCGCAUCAGUAUUGGCUCGAUGUGAAUCUUGAGCGGUGAGCGAAGAUUAGUGCUGAGUUUAUAAUUUACCACUCGAAACGUUCUGAGAUAGAAGAAACGGUGCAAAAGACUUUUCGGCGCUAAUAUUAUGCUUUGUGCAUGACACCGCUCAACACCGGGUUGCCCAUCAGCUCGUUACGCCCCUUACUCCCAUUUUAAAAAUGGUUAGGCUAGCAUCUCCUAUAAACUGUUUCGCUGUUAUGAAAUUCUCUUAAAUUCUCUAAAUAAAAUUUUCGAUGUUAGAUAAUGGGUUUCCUGAAUUUUAGGAUAGUGGAAUGCUUUUGGACAUAUAUACACAGAUGAUGAUUAAUAUUACGGUGAAUAAUAGUCUAGUCAUCUACCCAAUUAUUUGGAAGUACGGUCAGGAAAUAAAUGAACAAAUUUUGAAAAUCGAUGCCGUAUGAGUAGAUUGUAUAAUAAAUUAGUGUAACGUUACUGUCGGCAUAGAAAGUAAGUAGUAUGUACUUUAAUUCGAUUUGACAAAACGUGUUAAAACUUCCAGAUAUUAUUGUCAUGAGCAGGUUUAAGUCUGUAUUUAAAAUUACUUUCAAUUUAACAUAACUACAUGGCUUUAAAAUAAAUUAUUGUUAAAAUUUAAAUUAUAAUAUUUAAUUUUUAUGCCGACGGUACUGAGUAGAGAUGUUUGUUUGAGUGUGCCGCUAGUAAAAGACAUUAUUAUCAUUUUGUACGUGUAAUGUUGUUGGCGUGAAAGUUAGGCGGGGUGAAGCGUUGCCCGCUACGGUCGGUAGAUGGAUGGGAGAACGACUGCUUAACGUGAUUCGUAAAAUUAACUUUGUAUGUAUGUACAGUCUAACUUAUAAAUGUAGUGAAUUUUCGCAAGAAAUAGAAUUACUUACUAUUAGAAAACAUUAGUUGUUUUUUUUUUUACUUAAACGUGUCAUAAUAUCGAAAGUUUUAAUUGUUCACUUACUUUUAAAACCGUUGAAGGGUGUCUCACAACUAAAUUGUUAGGGAAAGCUGACAAUGCAUAUAUUGGUAUACUACUGUUAUGACCUGAAACGACCGGAAAAAAAAAAUUGCGGACUGAGGGCCUAACAUCAACUUUUAAUAAACGAUGCGAAUCCGCUGCAGUUUGAUUUAGGUACCUAAACAGAAUCGCUAAAAUUUGUACCAUGAAGUGCCUUUUAUUGAAUGGCGUUUGGAUUCCUUAAGAAGAAUGAACGAAAUAAAUUUGUCUGUGGUGAGAAAGAGAUGACUCUCUACAGUCGUUGCAUAAGUUUGUCUCUCUUACUCGAACCAUAUGCGUUGCGUUUCGAAACCUAAAAUGAUAUGAUUUUAGCGGUUUUUUUGCGUAGAAAAUACUAAAAAAACAUUUUAAAAUUGCGCUUUAUAGCGUCAAAUUAUAAACCAUUAAGCCCUUUUUGUACUUAUUAAAUAAUAAAAGGCAUAAAAGGCAUUUAUUUUCUCAAAAUUGAUUGUUUUAGAAUUCUUUUUGAUGUCAUUUCUUAUACUACUAGAUAAUACUACCGCUUCGGAAACAAAUGGCGCUCUGAGAGAGAAGAAGCGGCGCAAGAAACUCUCCCAGCAUUUUUUUUACUUUGCGCUCUGUUCAAUAAAAAUAUACAAUAUUGUACAGUCAUUUCUAUCGCUAUAAAAUAAUCACAAUCUAGUCCCAAUAGUAAUAUAAACAAAUAUAGUUAAUUGAAUUACAAAUUAAAUGUUUGAUUAGGUGUUUUCGUAAAAAUAACAAGUUAUGAACGCACCUCCAUUGAUGUUUGAUUUGACAGGACCACAGAGUACCUACAUUUUUUUUAAUUCGUUCUUGCGAACAGGCUAUAGCCCGGGCCCUUACUGCCUCGUCUUCAGUAUUUUAAUUUUUGGUAUUUAUUUUCUGUAUUUUGUUUUACAAAAGAGUCCAAUAAAGUAUUCUCAUCUUAUCUUUCAUCAAUAAAAAUUUCCUUUUCUGUUUCUGUUUUCACUAUUUUUUAAAAGUUAUUAACAACACGAUUCACUUUCCUCUGAGGAAGUAGUAACUUUUUUCUAAUCGCUCACUUUGACAAAUAAGCUAUCCAGUUUAGGUUGAAAUAACACCUAAUGGUACGAAUGAAUGAACGAACUAAAUCAGUCUGCGAUUAAAUUGACAUCAUUUUUGACAUUCAAUUGACAUCAUUGCGAUAUAAUCAGUUGAUUUGACGUCAACCUAAAUUAGAUAGCUCUUAUCACGUCGUGGUACGAAAUAGAAAAGUAGUUCAUUUUAGGUUGUCAAUUGAAUCGCAAUAAGAGUUCAUGGUAGGCCCGCUGUACUUGUAGUUAUAAAGUACAGUCAGCAAAAAAAAAAGUAAUAAUAGCUUUGGCUUCUCGAUUCCACUCUUCAUUUUACGUUGGGAUUUUGUGUCAUUAAAUUAUAACUGACAUUAGUUGCACACAGUACUGCCGCAUUUAUGACUAUAGGUAGCAAAAUAGAAUGUGAGUGAAAGAGAAUGAGGGAGUGAAGCCAUAUGGAUUAUUUUCUCUAUUGGCUCGGAGUAUAUCGCCAGUCUCAGUACAUGGUCAUAAACAUUUUUAGUGUCACCUACUUGUUCAAGCUUCAAACAAUUGUCUUCAUUAAAAAAUUACUGUAUCUAUCAACGCUGUUAAUUGGUUAUGAAAUUACCGUUACCAUAUUUUUUUUAUAUUGAUAUUUAAAAAUAUGUAGAACAGAUCCCUUCCGGGUAUUGAUUUUACAUUGGCCAUUGACAAAUCACGUAGUAUAGAAACAAAGCUGAUAAUGUAUGUACAACCAAAAUAAACUUGGACUGCUAUAUCUAUACAUUGCCGCAUUUACUCCAGUUGUUUAAAAUAUUCUUGGUUAAAAAGCAGCAAUGUAAAACAUAUUCUAUUCAGUUUAGGUUUGAUUUGGACAAUGACAGUUGGCACGUGACUAAGGAAAAAAGUGUGCUGACAGUGUCUUUAAGCACACUUUUGUCGUUCCGCUGUCAGACUGCGAAUGAUGUGUCCAUAAAUGUGUACAUAGGACGUCAUUAUUUGCCAUAGAUAUUCGUCACUGUCAUAUUUGAUAAUUUCACUAAGUUGAAUGAAUAAAUAAUAAAAAUGCAUUGUCACAUUGCAGUUUAAUAAAUAUGGUGCAAGAAAACACAAAAUAAUGGAAUACCUCAAUUAGUCAGAUUUAGAACUGCCCAAUAAGUUUGACAACUUAGAUCAUGUCGGUGCCUCGUUUGGUUAAUGUUAGACAUUUGUGCCUCAGUUACGAUGUUGUUGCGUUCUAACUUGCGAUCAUGUUAAUGUUUUUUGCUUAGGUAAUGUAUAGGUUUAGAUAGAGCCUCUGGCUGUUAGACAACCGAUGAAAACAGGUCAGGUUACGUCUUACACUCGCGAUUAGUUUUAGUAUGCGUGCAUAGUGGCGAUGGGCGUUCAAUGAACGGACCAGUUCAAUAAACCAGUCAGCGGUUCGACGGAGUCCGUUUGUCGACCGUUUAAAAGAUAAUGUAAGUUAUAAACUAAUUUUCACAACUAGAUAUUUUCACCAUUUUCAUUAUAACUUCACACUACCAGCUUUUUACAGAGUAUCUCAUCAUGUUAUCAUGUACAAAAAAUCAGUUGAUCUUUUAAGCCACGGCGGUCGCGACGAGCGCAUACAGUCGAUUCGGUCGUUCCGUCUCGCAACGUAAACUUGUAAUAGACUGUACAGUCUAUGAGUCUACAAUAUCGUCGAAGGUGAACAGUCCACGAUUUGAACUAGUCCAUCGACUAGUCGACAAAGGGAAAUGAACGGUCUAGUUUCGUUCACACUAAAUAUGUUGACGACCCAUCGCUAGUGCAUAGCUCAAAAUAGACAUAACCUGUCAACGCCAUUUUUUUUGACGCCAUUGUGACAGCUGUCAGAAUAUCUAGACGUAUAAAUUAUCUAAUGAUUAUUGUACAAUGUUGAUAAGUUCUAUAGUUAUGUUUUAUCAUCGAGACUGUUGGUCACACAACUAUGUGAAGUCUUUUUACUGCGAGGGUUUUCGUGCUCUUUUUUUUAUAUCGCUGCAAAUAUUUGACUUUAUUUAAAACUUCCUUUGCGUUCGAAUACGCGAUUAGUCAUACGAAUGUGUUGUUUUUUUUUUAUUUGAAUCACACGUUACGGCUUUACAUACUGUCUUGUCUUAUUUUUUAAUUUACUUGGUAGUUUGAGACUGUCGGUUGCAGUUCGAACGCGGCCGCGGAACACAUGGAAUUUCAGAUUUUAUUUAUACAGCACAUAUAAAGUCACUAACAAGAAAUCAUGUUACCACGGAUGGACCAUGUUAAAACGGUUGUGGAAAAACCAUUUAGUGUGUCUGGCAAUAAGUACUCCCAUUUCCUCCUACCAUAUGCAUUGUUACAUUUAGGUAAUAUGUAUGUUUUUAGGUAGGACAGACUGCGAAGGUGUGGUUGCCGCGAAUAUAAUUCUCAACUGUAUGACUGACAGUAUUAUGCAGUCACGUGUCCGCCCUUGAUGAAAACGGAAAGGGUCGUUGACCGAAAUUAUCAAUGUUCCGCGGCCGCACUACCGUAGGCUAGGUUUUUCAUAUUUUUACAUGUAACAUGGUGGUCUGUAAAGUCGCUAAUAACUUGUACAUGUCUAACCAAAAGUGUUUAGUUUUUUUUAUUAUUAUUAUUAUCAUAAUUCCCUUUUAAUGCUUUAAUAUAUUUAGCGACUAAUGAUUUACUCUUCAAGUAAACAGAUUUCAAUAUUUAUAGAUUUAGAAUCUCAUUUUUGAAUGUUGCUGGUGGCGUGUUGCGCAAGCUUCGGUUGUCUAGUGCUAGAUAAAUUAAGUUUGUCGUUAUUUCGAUAAGGUACUAAUGUUAGCUUCGAAAGCUCUCCUUACAAAAGUAUAAUACAAUUCUAACUGGUAUAUGUUGCAUUCUAUUACAAAACAUUACGUUUAAAAAACAUAAUUUGUUAUUUUAAAGUGAUGUCCUCACCUCUGGGAUUAAUUAUAAAAAUUAAAUUUGUAACCGAAAUUUAUGAACGAAGCGGCACUCGAACCGUUGGCUCAGUUGGUAAGAGCACUCGGACGGAAACCAAGAGAACAAGACAUACCAAGAUUUAUAAUCGAUGCGUCAUUAGGCUGGUUGGUUCAGUUGUAUUUUUAGUCGCAUCGUUUAUAAAUUUUGGUUACAUAUUUUAUAUAAUAUGCUUUGUAUAUGAUUAAAAACAAAAUGACAAAAGUUAUUAUUCCAUCACAGUUUUGAAUGUAAUUUUUUCGUAAUUUUUAAAUUUUGCCAUAUAUAAUAAAUGCGAUUAUUAUUGUCUGUUUUUCAUAUGUUAUUAUUUUUUUUUUAUAGUUAUCGAAAUACAAAUUGUUCUAUAUGAAAAUGGUCUUAAAGGGAACUAAUUGUCGCGGUUCACUUUUCAGCUCUUGUGACACUUUCAAAUGAGAGUCAAUACUUUUGUAAAUGUUACUUCGAUAUUUAUUAAUUAUUACUAUCAACGUGUGCUUACUUCGUUUCGUGGAAACAAGAGUCGGUUUCACAAAAUGUGAGCUAGCGUGCCUUUAUUAUUUCAUUGUUUAAAUAUUUAUUGAAAUCUGCUUACAUAUUGUUGUGUGUGACCUAUCAACGAACAAUGACGUAAUUCAAAUCCAUCUUUUGUCAUUUAGUCACCUAACGCCGGUUGGCAUGUCACAUACAAUAAAUUUAUUAUUAUAUAGAUUGUAAUGUAUGCGAGUGACGGUUAAGAUAUUUUUGACACAUUUCUUAAAUUUCAUUUUACCUUUCACACCAAAUAAUACAUUGAUUAUUUCUUAUUACCGGUAGCGUUCGUUGCGUUCUGAAUGUUAAAUACAAUUUAUGACAUGUGUCAAAUGUGUCAAGUUUGUUCGAUGUCAGUCUGUCAGAGUAUGACAACGUGCUGACAGUAUGACUAUGACUCGGUUGUAUAAAAUUUUGAAUGUUUGUUCCCCAGUGUUUGUUACAAUUUAUAUAAUGUAAAUGCAUUUAAUAAUGUUAAGGGCUUUGAUGAGAGUGUUGCUGUGUCAAAAAUCCUUGAUUAUUUGUAUUUAAUUAAACUUAUUAAUAUUAUUGUAUAAUUAUUAAUGUACGAUAGUUAUGAAUAAACGAUUUUUAAGCCAUUUA